Molecule: messenger RNA, 926 nt
Organism: Triticum dicoccoides
Lineage: Eukaryota; Viridiplantae; Streptophyta; Magnoliopsida; Poales; Poaceae
Product: protein CURVATURE THYLAKOID 1B, chloroplastic-like
Exons: 5
Coding region: 115-636 (173 amino acids)
Cellular component (GO): thylakoid; chloroplast thylakoid membrane
Source: RefSeq, a predicted model, not a curated record
ACAAGAAAGGCAAACGAAACAGUAGGAGCGCCGGUGUAUAUAUAGAGCGCCGCGAAAGCAUCGCCCUCACAGCCUCGGCAGACACUCGAACUGCGGCGGAACAAAGCUGACGCAAUGGCGGCCUUGCUCUGCAUCAGCACCCCCGCCGCCGCCGCCCUUCCCCACCUCCCGCGCGGACGCGCACCCCCGUGCGACGUCGCGCUCGCCGCUCCGGUGCCUGCCCGUCUCUCCCUCCGCCGCCGCGGCCUCCCAACUACAGGGCUGCGCUGCUCCGGCACGGAGGUGGGGGUUACGGAUGCAAUAAGGAUGGCCGCGGCCACGCCGUUCGGGCACAACCUGGUGGCGGUGGACAUCGUCGGUGACGAGGUGGCUGCCGACAAGCUCCAGUUGGGCUUCAAGGAGAUGGCCACAUAUGUCAUAUAUGGCACCGGUGCUUUCUUUGCCGGAUGGGUUUUGUCCGCUGUUGUUUCAGCAAUUGACUCCAUCCCCUUGCUCCCAAGAAUACUGGAGAUGGUGGGCCUCGGAUACACGGUUUGGUUCAGCUCACGGUAUCUUCUUUUCAAGGAAAACAGAGAGGAAUUGUUUGCCAAAACUUAUGAUCUCAAAAUGAGAAUUGUUGGAUCCGGCGAUGCAUGAUGUGUUCACAUAUGGUUGGGCAGCUGAGUGUAAUAACUUCUCUCUCGUUUUGGGAGAAAUACUAAGUUGUGUGUUUCAACCAUAUGUUACUGAGUUUGUGAUGUAGUGUUCGUUAUGUUUGAACUAUUCGGCGAAAAAUGUAUGCCGUGCUUUCUAGAGAAAAAUGUGGUGUAUGUGAUAACUGGAAUAAGCAAGUAAGACCCAUGUAGGACAUGGAGGCUAGGCCAAAUAAUCCCAACAUUGCCCCUUUUAUGCAGAGCAAACAUGAAACUUAUGGGAGGUUGGUAUGA